Messenger RNA from Coccidioides immitis RS, 3166 nucleotides. RefSeq names its product elongation factor 2. Gene Ontology annotation, molecular function: GTPase activity; GTP binding; ribosome binding. The transcript is spliced from 6 exons. NCBI's taxonomy places the organism in Eukaryota, Fungi, Ascomycota, Eurotiomycetes, Onygenales, Onygenaceae. The coding region runs from base 192 to 2723 and encodes 843 amino acids. The record is from RefSeq and is a predicted model, not a curated record. Gene Ontology annotation, cellular component: ribonucleoprotein complex; cytosol. Gene Ontology annotation, biological process: translational elongation.
GCCAGCUUCAGGUCCUUGUGAAUCCAGUACUGAGCUGAUUCUCUUUUUUUUCAACUAAGAAAACGGUCAGGUCGGGAGCACUCUCGAUCCUGAUUACUUUUUGGUUGAAUAACUUUUUUUUUUUUUUUUUUCUUUUUUCACAGAUAUCCAACCCCGCCUCUAGGGCAUUGAAAACCUAGAACACCGUCAAGAUGGUCAACUUCACGGUCGAGGAGAUCCGUCAAUUGAUGGACCGUCCCGCCAACAUCCGUAACAUGUCCGUUAUCGCUCACGUCGAUCACGGAAAGUCUACUUUGACCGACUCGAUGGUGCAACGUGCGGGUAUCAUCUCGGCUGCCAAAGCUGGCGAGGCCCGUUUCACAGAUACUCGUCAGGACGAGCAGGACAGAUGUAUCACCAUCAAGUCCACUGCUAUCUCCCUCUAUGCCCAUCUGUCCGACCCAGAAGACAUCAAGGAUAUCCCUCAGAAGGUCGACGGUAACGAGUUCUUGAUCAACUUGAUCGACUCUCCCGGUCACGUUGACUUCUCCUCUGAGGUCACCGCUGCUCUUCGUGUCACCGACGGUGCUCUCGUCGUCGUUGACUGCGUGUCUGGUGUCUGCGUCCAGACCGAGACUGUGCUCCGUCAGGCCCUGAGCGAGCGUAUCAAGCCUGUCUGUAUCAUCAACAAGGUCGACCGUGCCCUUCUCGAACUUCAAGUCUCCAAGGAAGAUCUUUACCAAUCUUUCGCCCGUACCAUUGAAUCCGUCAACGUUAUCAUCGCUACUUACUUCGACCCUGCCCUCGGUGAUGUCCAAGUCUACCCCUACAAGGGUACCGUUGCCUUCGGCUCCGGUCUUCACGGCUGGGCUUUCACUGUCAGACAAUUCGCUGUCAAGUAUGCCAAGAAAUUCGGUGUUGACAGGAACAAGAUGAUGGAACGUCUCUGGGGCGACAACUACUUUAACCCCAAGACCAAGAAGUGGACCAAGGUCGGAGAGCAUGAAGGCAAGCAACUCGAGCGUGCUUUCAACCAGUUUAUCCUCGACCCCAUCUUCAAGAUCUUCAACGCCAUCACCCACUCUAAGAAGGAUGAGAUCUCCGUCCUCCUCGAGAAGCUCGAAAUUAAGUUGAGCAGUGAUGAGAAGGACUUGGAGGGCAAACCCCUUCUUAAGGUCGUCAUGAAGAAGUUCCUUCCCGCUGCUGAUGCCCUCUUGGAAAUGAUGGUGCUUCAUCUGCCAUCCCCCGUCACUGCUCAGAAAUACCGUGCCGAGACUCUGUACGAGGGUCCCCCUGAUGAUGAGGUCUGCAUCGGUAUCCGUGACUGCGACCCCAAGGCUCCUCUCAUGCUUUACGUUUCCAAGAUGGUGCCGACCUCUGACAAGGGUCGCUUCUAUGCCUUCGGCCGUGUCUUCGCCGGUACCGUCCGCUCUGGUCUCAAGGUCCGCAUCCAGGGCCCCAACUACACUCCUGGAAAGAAGGAGGACUUGCAUAUCAAGGCUAUCCAGCGGACCAUUCUUAUGAUGGGUCGCUUCAUCGAGCCAAUUGAGGACGUUCCUGCUGGUAACAUCGUCGGUUUGGUUGGUGUUGAUCAGUUCUUGCUCAAGUCUGGUACCCUCACCACUUGCGAGACCGCACACAACUUGAAGGUCAUGAAAUUCUCCGUUUCUCCUGUCGUCCAGCGCUCUGUUGAAGUAAAGAACGCCAACGACUUGCCCAAGCUCGUCGAAGGUCUCAAGCGUUUGUCCAAGUCUGAUCCAUGCGUUUUGACCUACAUUUCCGAAUCUGGUGAGCACGUCAUUGCCGGUGCUGGUGAAUUGCACUUGGAAAUUUGCUUGAAGGAUCUUGAGGAAGACCAUGCGGGUGUUCCUCUCCGUGUCUCCGACCCCGUUGUCUCCUACCGUGAGACUGUUGGUGCCGAAUCCAGCAUCACUGCUCUCUCUAAAUCUCCCAACAAACAUAACCGUCUCUAUGUCAAGGCUGAGCCACUUGCUGAGGAGGUUUCGAAUGCUAUUGAAGCUGGAAAGAUCAGCCCCCGUGACGACUUCAAGGCCCGUGCUCGUGUCUUGGCUGAUGAGUUCGGCUGGGACGUUACCGAUGCGAGAAAGAUUUGGUGUUUCGGCCCUGACACGACUGGUGCCAACUUGGUUGUUGACCAGACUAAGGCUGUUCAGUACCUCAAUGAAAUUAAGGAUUCCGUCGUCUCCGGUUUCCAGUGGGCUUCUAGAGAGGGUCCGAUCGCUGAAGAGCCAAUGAGAUCCGUUCGCUUUAACAUCUUGGAUGUUACUCUUCAUGCUGACGCUAUCCACCGUGGUGGUGGCCAAAUCAUCCCCACUGCUCGUCGUGUUAUCUAUGCUGCUACUCUCUUGGCUGAACCCGGAAUUCUCGAACCCGUUUUCUUGGUCGAGAUUCAAGUGCCCGAGCAGGCCAUGGGUGGUAUCUAUGGUGUCCUUACCCGCCGUAGAGGUCACGUCUUUUCUGAGGAGCAGAGACCUGGCACUCCUCUCUUCACAGUCAAGGCCUAUCUGCCAGUCAACGAGUCCUUUGGCUUCUCCGCUGAUCUCCGUUCCGCCACUAGUGGUCAAGCCUUCCCACAGUCCGUGUUCGACCACUGGCAGAUCCUCCCAGGUGGUUCCCCACUUGACCCAACGACCAAGCCCGGCCAGAUCGUUCAAGAGAUGCGUAAGCGUAAGGGUAUCAAGGAAGUUGUUCCUGGUGUUGAGAACUAUUAUGACAAGUUGUAAACAUUUCAUUGCGAGAAAUAGACGCCUAAAGAGGAAUCCAUUGUUGCUAAUGGUCCGUUUUACGAUGUCGAUGACCUGGGAAUGUAUCUGGUAACGAGGAAACGAUAAAACUUGGCCAGGGUUGUCUGGAUAUUUCGUAUGGCAUGGGGUUUUAAGAGGGAAAAAACCAAAAAUUAAAAGAAAGGGAGCUCGGCCAAAGGACUGCUCUUGUUGCCUGCUGUUCUCAGCUCCAUCCUGAAUCCUCCCGCACAUGGGGACGGAAGAAUACCCAGAGCCGGGGGGGUUGAAAUUAAUGUUCUUGCAAUGUUGUUUGUUCCAGCUUGCCUUCUUUUCCUAUUUUCUUUCCAAGUUGUUCAAUUGUUGAGAUCGCUGUCUUGCACUAUUUGUCAUGGUUAAUAUUCAGGAAAGCCCAAAAUAGUUAAUUCAGUGAUUUAUCAUCAAUA